AUGCCAGUCCACUCAGUGUUGAGUGAAGCUUAUAUUGAUUGCGUCACGGAGCUGAGGGAGGUGAGCGGCCGGAGCGACGAAUUUCACCUGCACGAGAUAUGGUCACCUGGCGAAGGCGUGAACCUCAAGGAAGCUCACCUGGCGACCUGGCAUAUGGGUGAAGAGCAGAUACCGCGCCCCGCCCACUCCCCUACGCCGCCCACGGACCCCGUACCCUACGCCCCUCCGACCCAGAGUUCAUCCCGAGGGCCGACGCAGAGGCUGAUGUUCGCCAGCACGCCCAAGUACGACCGGCGGCACGACCUGAGCGGCGUGCACUUCAGGAUCACCUCGAUUAACGACACGCGGGCGCACAAUUCCAAGUAUGACCUCGAGCGGCGGCGGGAGCGUCUUUCUGGAUUCUUCGGGGAAGUGUGGGAGGUGCUUAGGAAGGAAAUGAACUUCACUGUGGGUGAAGGUGUGGGCGUGGAUGUGGGUGUGGUUGUGGGUGUGGGCGUGGAUGCGGGUGUAGCUGUAGGCGUCGAUGUUGGCGUGGAUGUGGGCGUGGAAGUGGGUGUAGGUGUGGGCGUGGAUGUGGGUGUAGGUGUGGGCGUGGAUGUGGGUGCGGGCUUGGUCGUAGAAGUCUACUCCGUCCGAACUCCCGCCGACGGAGAGUUCGGGGCGGAAUCUAACGGCACCUGGACAGGACUCAUAGGCGACUUACACAGCGGAGAGGCGGACGUCAUUGUGGCUUAUCUCUCAAGGACUUACUCUCGCACUCAGGCUGUCGACUACUCCUCGGUUCUCGUCAAGUUUAGCUACCGCAUCUUCGCCCGCCCUCCGGAGAGAGCUUCCGUGUCCUGGACGUCCUACACUCGGCCCUUCUCGGUGGGGUUGUGGGUGUGUCUGCUCCUGGCGCUGGUGCUGCUGGGGAUCCUGUUCUGGGCGAUAGCAACGUGGUACUGCCGGCGGGAGGAGAGGUCGAAGACGCCCUCGAAUCGUCUGCAGCGUUUUCGAGACUGGAAGUCGGAUUCUUCCAUGGUGAUGUGGGCCGCUAUCACUCAGCAGGGAUGGACCGUAACGCCAGAGGUGAGCAUCCUCCGGUCGGUGUUCUGGAUCGCGUACAUGGUCGGGGUGGUGGUGGUGGCAGCGUACUCGGCCACCCUCGUCUCCUUCCUGACGGUGCAGGGAGACAACCUUCCCUUCGAUUCCCUGGAUGAUAUUCAGAGGAUCGGCAAGCAUCGUCUGGGAAUCCUCAAGGGCUCGGUUCUUGAGGAGUUCUUCAAGAACCAGAACUUCAUACAGUACUUUAACUCGCUCAUCCUGCCCUACCCGGACACGUUGGCCAAGUCCUACAAGGAGCUGAGGGCGCAGGCUCUCAAGGACUCGGACUUCGCCUACGUGGGCACGCACGAGAUCCAGCGGCUCGACAGCGUGGGGGCGUGCACCUUCCGCUCCGCCCGCCAGCACCUCCUCUUCAACGACGGCUCGCUCGGCUGGCCCAAAGGGUCGCCCUACGUCCAGCUCUUCGAUCAUUUCAUCAGCAGACUCCGCGAGUCGGGCCUGCUGCAAAAGAUGUUACUCGACUGGUACCCCGAUUCUUACUACUCGUGCCCAGACCAGCCUGUAGUUGCCUUGGGCCUCAAGCAGGUUUUUACGGCAUUCGUGAUGCUCGGGUGCGGCGCUCUGGAACAAAGUAGAAAGACGCUGGCCCAGACGAAAUACCUUGAGUAUGAGAGUAAAUACAGCCUCUGUGGAAACAAGAAUAGAAUAUCCCAGGUCAACCAUGAACAAUAA
Molecule: messenger RNA, 1776 nt
Organism: Penaeus chinensis
Lineage: Eukaryota; Metazoa; Arthropoda; Malacostraca; Decapoda; Penaeidae
Product: probable glutamate receptor
Exons: 12
Coding region: 1-1776 (591 amino acids)
Cellular component (GO): membrane
Molecular function (GO): glutamate-gated receptor activity
Source: RefSeq, a predicted model, not a curated record